UUCAAUUGUGUCUUAUACUAUUCUCUCUACUUCCCAAGUCAAUGGACACCAAAUUAGAUAUUAUGGAUACUCAAGAAUCUAAGCCUAGUACUACUCUUGAAUCCACUCAAAUUUCAAUAUCAGAAACUGGUCUUGAAACCGGUACUAAUUUAAGUUUAACCCAGAAAACAAAUGGCAAAGCUGGGAUAAUCGCAGAGAUAAAGAAGCAAAUGCAGCUAGCUGGGCCUUUAAUUAUUGUUAGUUUCUUACAGUUUAGCAUGCAAAUGAUAUCAGUCAUGUUCGUUGGCCAUCUUGGAGAGCUCCCUCUUGCAAGCGCUUCAAUGGCUGCUGCAUUUGCUGGGGUUAGCGGUUUUAGUUUGAUGUUAGGAAUGGGAGGUGCAUUGGAAACAUUUUGCGGACAAGCUUACGGAGCAGAACAGUAUCAUAUGCUUGGUGUACACAUGCAAAGAGCAAUGCUUGUCUUUAUGCUCAUGAGCAUACCAAUAUCAUUCCUGUGGGCUUUUACAGACAAGAUUUUAGUAAGCCUUAAGCAAGACCCACAAAUUUCAUUUCAAGCAGGAGAAUAUGCUAGGUGGUUAAUACCAAGCAUUUUCCCUUACGGUCUCCUUCAAUGCCAAGUUAGAUUUUUACAAACACAAAAUAGCACAUUGCCUUUGAUGAUAAGUACAGGAAUUACUAGUGUUUUCCAUGUCCUUUUGUGCUGGAACCUAAUCUUUAGAUUCCAAUUAGGCAAUCGAGGUGCAGCCUUGUCCAAUACAAUAUCCUACUGGACUAAUGUGUUUAUUUUGGCUUGUUAUAUAAAAUUCUCUAUUUCUUGCCGAAAGACCUGGAAAGGUUUCUCUAAGGAGGGCACGAAAAAUCUCUUUACCUUUGUAAAGUUAGCUGUGCCUUCAGCUCUCAUGUAUUGCUUGGAGUACUGGUCAUAUGAGUUUUUGGUUCUCAUGUCAGGCCUUCUUCAAAAUCCAAAGCUGGAAACAUCAAUGAUGACAAUCAGCCUUAAUACAAUGGCGGUGAUCUUUAGAAUCCCAUUUGGUUUGGCUAGCGCAGUUAGCACUAGAGUUUCAAAUGAACUAGGUGCAGGUAAACCAUAUGCUGCGCGUCUUGCAGUAUAUAUUGCACUAUUCUUAGCUGUUGUAGAAGGUCUGUCGGCAAGCUCAAUUGAAGUUGCAGCUCGACAUGUAUGGGGCUAUUUGUACACAAAUGAAAAGGAAGUAGUGAAAUAUAUUGCAUCAGUAAUGCCAGUGCUUGCCAUUUUCAACUUCAUGGAAGGAAUCCAAGGCGUACUCUCAGGUUGUGCAAGAGGGUGUGGAUGGCAAAAGAUUGGUGCAUUGAUAACUCUAGGUGCUUACUACUUUGUUGGCCUUCCUUCAGCUGUCGUUCUGACUUUUGUGUUCCAUUUUGGAGGAAAGGGACUUUGGAUGGGAAUUACGGCUGGAAGUGCUCUACAAGCCGCUUUUCUUUUACUUAUUACCCUGCGGACAAAUUGGGAGAAGCAAGCCAGUAAAGCCAAGGACAGAGUAUCUGCUUCAAGUAUUAUUCCAGAAGAAAUGGCCUCAGCUUGAUGUGUCAUAGAAGAUUAUUGUGGAAUUUAUCUCUUUACAAUGUAUGCUAAAUGCAUUCUCUUUUUUAUAUGUAAGAGAAUUGCAAUUAUUUAUUGAUUCUUUCAAUUAAAACAAAUAAAAUAUGAAAGACAAGUAGGAAACACAAGUAACAUUAUAUUUAUGCUAAAUCAUUGUUCAAUGUUCAUAAGAACAGCAACGAUUUUGGGAUUCA
This is a messenger RNA of Jatropha curcas, 1773 nucleotides long. Its product is annotated as protein DETOXIFICATION 16. Lineage: Eukaryota; Viridiplantae; Streptophyta; Magnoliopsida; Malpighiales; Euphorbiaceae. Gene Ontology annotation, cellular component: membrane. Gene Ontology annotation, biological process: xenobiotic detoxification by transmembrane export across the plasma membrane. The record is from RefSeq and is a predicted model, not a curated record. Gene Ontology annotation, molecular function: antiporter activity; xenobiotic transmembrane transporter activity.